GAUUUAGAAUCAGCAUUUUAUUGUAUGUUAAUUAAUUGUAAUGAAAAUAAAUUAUAUAUGAAAAAUAAUUCAAAACGUGAUGAUUUAUAUAUACAAGAAUGUCCAUUUACGGAUCGACGUGAUCUUUCAACACUUUCUUAUUCAUAUACAAGUAAUUCAAAUCUAUCUACAACUUCACUUAUUAUUCAUUAA
Messenger RNA from Rotaria sp. Silwood2, 192 nucleotides. The record is from the annotation of a GenBank genome assembly. Lineage: Eukaryota; Metazoa; Rotifera; Eurotatoria; Philodinida; Philodinidae.